AUGAAGUUCCUGCCAAAGCUGGAAAACAAGAUCCGACGGCUGAGGAAGAAGAUGACCAGGACAUCGAUGGUGCGGAAACUUGAUUUGGUUCACGAAAGUGCCCGCAAAAAAGCUUUUCAGGAAAGUUGCGAAACCUACAAAAACCAAAUUGAAACUGAAUGCGAAGUGCGGAAUAAAUUGCCCAAGCUAUCCCGUGGCGACAAGGAGGCGUUCCUCAGCGAUGGAAGCUUCCACCAGGCGGUGGGCCGAGUGCUCCUUGUGGCGGAGUUCUUUGCGAUGAUGCCCGUUAAAGGAGUGACCGGGAAACAUCCUUCCAAUCUGAGCUUCUCCUGGCGCAACAUUCGCACCUGCUUCUGUCUAGUUUUUAUCGCCUCGAGCUUGGCCAACUUUGGACUGUCCCUGUUUAAGGUUUUAAACAACCCGAUUAGUUUCAACAGCAUCAAGCCCAUCAUAUUCCGAGGAUCUGUUUUAUUGGUUUUGAUAGUGGCUCUUAAUUUGGCCCGUCAGUGGCCUCAGUUGAUGAUGUAUUGGCACACUGUGGAGAAGGAUUUGCCCCAGUAUAAAACGCAGUUGCGCAAAUGGAAUAUGGGCCACACCAUUUCGAUGGUUAUGUUGGUGGGAAUGAUGCUUUCAUUUGCGGAGCACAUUCUGAGCAUGGUUUCUGCUAUAAACUAUGCUUCCUUUUGUAACCGCACCGCUGAUCCCAUCCAGAAUUAUUUCCUGCGCACCAACGACGAGAUAUUCUUCGUGGCCAGUUACUCCACUGCUUUGGCUUUGUGGGGCAAGUUCCAAAAUGUAUAUUCAACGUUCAUUUGGAAUUACAUGGACAUGUUUGUUAUGAUUGUGAGCAUUGGAUUGGCUGCCAAGUUUCGCCAGCUCAACGAUGAUUUGCGGAAUUUUAAAGGAAUGAACAUGUCACCCACUUACUGGUCGGAGCGUCGCAUUCAAUACAGGAAUAUUUGCAUUUUGUGCGAUAAAAUGGACAAUGCCAUUUCCCUCAUAACAAUGGUGUCCUUCUCCAAUAAUUUGUACUUCAUUUGUGUGCAGUUGCUGAGGAGUUUAAACACAAUGCCUUCGGUGGCCCACGCCGUGUACUUUUAUUUCUCGCUCAUCUUUCUCAUUGGUCGCACUCUGGCGGUUUCACUGUACUCCGCCAGCGUCCAUGACGAGUCCCGGUUGACUUUGAGAUAUUUGCGCUGUGUGCCGAAGGAAUCCUGGUGCCCGGAGGUUAAGAGAUUUACGGAGGAGGUAAUCAGCGAUGAGGUGGCUCUGAGUGGAAUGAAGUUUUUUCACCUGACAAGGAAGCUGGUGUUAAGUGUUGCUGGCACCAUCGUCACCUAUGAACUCGUACUCAUUCAAUUUCACGAGGACAACGACCUGUGGGACUGCGACCAAAGUUAUUACUCCUAA
This is a messenger RNA of Drosophila ficusphila, 1410 nucleotides long. It is a transcript of the gene Gr64f, whose product is annotated as gustatory receptor for sugar taste 64f. The coding region runs from base 1 to 1410 and encodes 469 amino acids. The record is from RefSeq and is a predicted model, not a curated record. Gene Ontology annotation, cellular component: membrane. The transcript is spliced from 7 exons. Gene Ontology annotation, biological process: sensory perception of sweet taste; detection of chemical stimulus involved in sensory perception of taste. Gene Ontology annotation, molecular function: sweet taste receptor activity. NCBI's taxonomy places the organism in Eukaryota, Metazoa, Arthropoda, Insecta, Diptera, Drosophilidae.